This is a messenger RNA of Purpureocillium takamizusanense, 5169 nucleotides long. RefSeq names its product Type I Modular PKS. Gene Ontology annotation, molecular function: phosphopantetheine binding; fatty acid synthase activity. The transcript has a single exon. The coding region runs from base 1 to 5169 and encodes 1722 amino acids. Gene Ontology annotation, biological process: fatty acid biosynthetic process. The record is from RefSeq and is a predicted model, not a curated record. NCBI's taxonomy places the organism in Eukaryota, Fungi, Ascomycota, Sordariomycetes, Hypocreales, Ophiocordycipitaceae.
AUGAUGCAAGCAACGCCAGCGUCUUGGCAGAUGCUCCUGGACUCGGGCUGGCGUGGUACUUCUUCGCUAAAGAAAAUACUCUGUGGUGGUGAGGCGAUGACGGAACAACUCGGCACCCGCCUCCUUGCAUGUGGUGGUGCCGUGUGGAACUUAUACGGACCGACUGAAGCCACGGUGUGGGCAAGUGUUUGGAGGGUGCGACCAGCCGAACAUGUCAUCAUUGGCAAACCUUUAGCCAACUACCGACUCUACGUUCUGGAUGAGUCUCUGGCGCCUGUUCCGCCUGGAGUCUCUGGUGACCUCUAUAUAGGCGGCGCCGGCCUGGCUCGCGGCUAUCACAACAAGCCAGAGCUCACACGAGCCAGCUUCCUCGACAGCGGGCGUGAAGACUUGAGGGGACGCAUAUACCACACCGGCGACAUCGCCUGCUUCUCUGCCAACGGGGAGCUGAGAGUGCUAGGCCGCGCGGAUAACCAGGUGAAGGUCCGAGGCUAUAGGAUAGAGCUAGGUGAUAUUGAGGCAGCCAUCACAAGCCACCCGGGUGUCUCUGGGGCGGUGGUUGUCGCUCGCAAAGAUCAGCUGUUUGCGUACUGCAUCCGGUGUGUCGGCCACAACUAUGAGACGCCUUCGCACCAAGACAAGGCACUGGGAACGGCAGUCACCAUGGACGCCAUGCUCCGCCCAUGGUUGGCCAAAUACCUCCCAUCCUACAUGAUGCCCGCUUUCUUUGUGGAAUUGGAGGCCUUUCCCUUGACGCCCAACAACAAAAUCGACCGCAAGGCUCUCCCUAGCCCGUUUGCUGAGCAGAGCCUUGAUGCCUCUCGAGAAUCUUCCUUUGAGUGCGGCACGGGCUCUGUCGGGGAGCUUGAGCGACGCAUCGUGGCCAUCUGGGCCCGCGCUCUGGAUCAUGGUAGCAUCAGUACCAAGGACAACUUUUUUCAGGUUGGUGGCAACUCUCUACGCCUCAUCCAAGUCCAGGCCGAACUGGAAAAGCUUCUAAGCCGACCAAUUUCGACAGCUAAACUGCUCGAGCACUACACCGCCGAAGCAUUAGCGGCAUAUCUGGUUGGAGGCGACAUGAACAGCCCAGUGCAGAUCCCGUCCACAGGUUAUGGACCCGCGGCUGCAACAGGUGAAGUCGAUGCCAUCGCCAUAGUCUCUCUGGCGUGUAGGCUUCCUGGAGGUGUUACUACGCCUGAAGAAUUCUGGAAGCUGCUUGAUGCAGGUGGUGACGCGAUUACGGACGUACCUGAGGAUCGGUGGAAUGCUACCGAGCUAUACGAUCCGGACCCAGAUGUCCAUGGGAAAACAUAUUGUAGCCAGGGGGGAUAUCUCAGCUCCAUCGACUCCUUCGACAUUUCAUUCUUUGGCAUCUCUCCCCGGGAAGCGCAAGAAAUGGAUCCCGUGCAGCUGCUGGUGCUGGAGAUGUGCUGGGAAGGGCUCGAACGAGCCGGCUAUCCGCUCGAGAAGCUGCGCGGAAGCCGCACAGGCGUGUACAUUGGCGUCAGCAACAUGCCAGCCCACCAAAACUAUACCCGGCCCUUGGAAGACCUCAACGGAUAUACCGCCACGGGCAGCUCCGGCGCAACGCUCUCGGGCCGCGUGUCCUAUGCGUUGGGCCUGGAGGGGCCUUCCAUGACGGUAGAUACGGCGUGCUCGUCUUCGCUAGUAACGACAGACCUUGCCUGUGCAGCGUUGCGCCGCGGUGAAUGCGAUAUGGCGGUUUCGUGCGGAGUUACGCUGAUGCUUACCCCUGGGCUUCAUGUGGAGUUUUCUCGGUUGCGAGGCAUAUCGCGGGACGGGCGGUGCCGAGCCUUUUCGGACGAUACAAAUGGAACUGGCUGGGCCGAGGGGUCGACAGCUGUGGUGCUUCGGAGGCUCCCAGACGCCCAGCGCGACGGCGACGCGAUCCGCGCCGUCGUGCGAGGCAGUGCCGUUAACCAUGGGGGACGGAGUGCGAGUUUGACGACACCCAGCGGCCCGGCUCAACAGCGACUUAUCCGUGAUGCUCUUGCCUCUUCGCGCCUCGAGCCAGGUGACAUUGACUAUAUCGAGGCACAUGGCACCGGAACCAAGUUGGGGGAUCCGAUCGAAGGGGAGGCGUUGGCCGCCGUCUUUGGGAGCCAUUCAGGGGCUGAUAGGAGUCCGCUAUGGGUCGGCUCGGCCAAGUCCAACAUUGGCCAUACCCAAGCAGCCGCAGGCCUGGUGGGCGUCCUGAAGGUUGUUUUGGCGCUGGAGCAUGAGCUGAUUCCCCGUACGUUACACAUUAGCGAGCCCACGAGAGCGGUGGACUGGCAGGGCGCAGGCAUGGCGCUGGUGCAACAAGAGAGACCCUGGCCGCGUGAUGAGCGUCGUCUGCGCCGCGCUGGUGUCAGCUCGUUUGGAAUAGGGGGUACCAACGCACAUGUGGUCAUCGAAGAGGCUCCAGUGGGAGUGGAAGCCUUGCCAUCAGGUGCCAGCGAGACUGAACUGCCACCGCCGCUGGACUCGCUUCCGUUUCUCAUCUCGGGCCACACAGAAGAAGCCCUGCGUCAACAGGCUACUAAACUGUGGCACUUUCUAGGCGACGACAACAUUGAUCAAAGUCGCCUUGGUCCUUUAGCCUACUCACUGGCCACUACCCGGACACAUUUUCGGCAUCGGCUGGUUCUCAUGGCACAGAGUAAGGCUGCUUUACGGGACCAAUUAGCCGCGGCCGCAGUGCGUCAGGGUGUCCCAUCUGUACAUACACGCCCCCUGGCCAUGCUCUUCACUGGUCAGGGCAGCCAGCUACCGGGCAUGGGUCGAGAUCUGAGCCAAGUGUAUCCGGUCUUUAGAGAGUCGCUGGAGGUGACGGCCGCUCACUUCACUCUGGAGCGACCACUGCUCGACAUCAUGUGGGCAGACGCCGAUAAUCCAGACGACGUUGCAUUGCUCAACCGCACCGACUUUGCCCAAGCUGCUCUUUUUACUCUUGAGGUUGCCCUCCUUCACUUAUGGCGGAGUUGGGGCGUGGAGCCUCAUGUCGUCCUGGGGCAUAGCCUCGGCGAGUUCGUCGCUGCGUACGCUGCUGGGAUACUGGAUCUUUCUAGUGCUUGCCGGCUCGUUGAGGCGCGUGGUCGUUUGAUGCAGACCUUGCCCCGAGGCGGCGGCAUGGUCUCCGUAGAAGCCCAUGCUAGCGAGGUAGCUGCCAUGAUCGACGAGUUGGGCUUCAACGGCAUGAUCGAUGUAGCCAGUCAUAAUACGCCGACGCAAACCGUCAUAUCGGGGGACAUUGACAUCACGGAGAGGAUGGCUGCGUAUGUCGCCGGACUAGGCCGCAAAGUUAAGCCUCUCAAUGUCUCUCAUGCUUUCCAUUCGCACCACAUGGAUGGCAUGCUCGCUGAGUUUCGAGCCGUUGUCGAAACGAUCCAGUUCUACCCACCCAGACUCGCCAUCGUCAGCAGCGUCACCGGCCAGCUAGCCGAGCCAGGCGAGCUCGAAACGCCUCACUACUGGGUGGAACAGGCCCGAAGGGCUGUCCGCUUUAGUGAUGCCAUCGCCGCCAUUCUCGACAUGGACAUUGGCAUAUUCGUUGAGCUGGGGCCCCAGCCUGUACUAUCUGGCCUCGGCGCGGCAUGUCUAAUAAGUGCCAGCAAGCACAGGCCUUGUACCUGGCUGCCAUCUCUCCAUGGUCGCAAAAGCGGCACCUUGACCAUUCAAGGUAGUGUCGUGGCCCUGCACGCUUUGCAUGUCCCAGUGGACUGGGCCGCCUACUUCAAGCCUUUUGGCUACGUGAGAGUCGAGCUGCCGACGUAUGCUUUUCAGCGCGAGCGCGUUUUGUCACUCUCCAGGUCUCUACCACAGGGGGGUCAGUCUGAUGUAAAUGUUGGUGGAAACAUGAACCUGAAGAGCGAGAGCAGUAUGUCGCUUCCACUGAGCGGAAACACCGACCUUCGCAUCUCACUGCGGUAUGCUGCUCCCAUGCAGCACGACACAAUCGUCCAGUCUGUCGUCAGGGAAGUGGUGGCCGACACACUAGGCAUUUCGUCCACCGACGAGGUUGACAUUGACAGAACCUGGCAGGACAACGGCAUCGACUCGGUGAUGGAGCCUCAGAUGCGCACCAGAUUGGCGGCUGCGACGGACAUGACCUUACCAGCCAACGUCACGACUGAGCAUCCCAACCUCAGGGCCUUUUCCGAGUACCUUUUACAUUUAAUGCGGAGAGACUCAGUCGAUUCCGAGUCUACCGAAACGGGAUCCAGUUACUUCGACUCGCCCACACAAGGCUCUGCCAUCUUUUCAGAGACGGAACUCUCGCGAACAGGGGAGCUUGAAGACAGCUUGACGUUUGAUAACGCUGUCCAGCAUCCAGGGGUGCCAAAGUCGGUGUUCCUCACGGGCGGUACAGACUUUGUGGGCGCCUUUCUGCUGCAGAGUCUUCUCGAACUGGGUAUUACGGCUCACUGUCUUGUGCGGGCUGAAAACACAGGCGAGGUCAUGGAGCGAUUAGAGGCCACCCUCGAAGGUUACAGCUUGUGGAGGCCACAAUACAAGCCCCUCGUCAGGCCUGUGGUCGGGGACAUGACGCAGCCGAAAUUCGGCUUGAGUGCGGAGGCUUUCAGACACUUGGCAGACAAUGUCGACGCCAUCUGCCACUUUAACACUUUAGCAGACUAUUCUCGACGACCUUGGGACGACUGCAUCGGUCCCGAUGUGGUGAGCACCCGUGAGGUUCUGCGCCUGGCAUCGCAAGGAAGUAGUAAAUCUAUCCAUUUCAUCUCGACCUCCGCCACCCCGUCGAAGCAUUUAGACCUGGACACAUGCCCUGAUGAGAGACAACAGAGUCAUGUCACCUCCAAGUCGAUGGCAGAGCACAUGGUGGCAGAGGCGCGACUGCGCGGCGCCAACGCUUCCAUAUACCGACUGCCCUUGAUCUUUGCAUCUUCAGAUACUGGCAUCUACGAGCCUGGCAUCGAAGACGUCCUGCACUGUCUCAUUGUUGGGAGCUUGGAGACGGGCAGGUACCCGAGCCUGGAUGCCGACCUCUCUGCCGUGAUGCCCGUUGACUACCUCUGCACAAGCCUCGCGUCCAUCAUGGUUCAGCAGCCCCGGCUCAUGGGCUGUGACGUGGACUUUGAGAAUCCACAGGCAUUACGGUUUGACGACUUCUUCUCCAUGAUGGGGGCCGGCGCACACGAGGGCUGA